This is a messenger RNA of Mesorhabditis belari, 1503 nucleotides long. NCBI's taxonomy places the organism in Eukaryota, Metazoa, Nematoda, Chromadorea, Rhabditida, Rhabditidae. The record is from the annotation of a GenBank genome assembly.
AUGAGAAAGAUUCGAUCGUUUUCGAUUUUCCUCAUUUUUCUAGGGUGUUCAUCGAUUGAUGCAGCCACUUCGUCCUCUCAUAUUUCCCAAAAUGGAGUUUUCCAUCAAGUGAUUCCUUUAUUUGAUUCACCGUUGAAUGCACAAAGUGAUCAACAAAGAUUCGCCUCGAUUCUCUCGCCGAAUAUCAUUCCCGCGUCCACCCGCGCCCCACCUCCAGCCUCAUCAAGUCCCAUUCCCGGAGUUGAUUUUCAUGGUCCCCUCUGGCUUCCAAGAUCCUACAAAGUGACGUGUUGUCGGGGUGGAGAGCCGAAGCCCGAAAAUGAGAAGCUGAUCACCAAUUGGACUCAAACUGUCUCCGAUUAUGCGAUUGACGAGAGGGGAGUCGUUCCAGCUGAGGGUUGCCGAGUUUUCGAGGGCGAUUUCUUGCUGGCUGCGUACGCGUUGUUCAAUCUGAACACCUACACGGGUUAUGGUGUGAAAUGUAAAUGCCCAGAAGAUCCAAAUACUCCAGUGGAUGCCCAUUGCCGGCCUCUUCCAUCAUGUCUUCAUGGGGGUCGCCGAUCGCUUUCGUUUGGCGGUCGAUGUCUCUGUCCGGAUCCGUAUUUUGGAGAAUUAUGCGAGAAAUUCUGUGAGCAAGGACAAAAGUUAAAAGGAAUGGAUGGUCGAGAAUACUGCUCGUGCGUUCCAUUCUAUCAGGGAGAAGAGUGCAGGGAUAUGUUGUGUUUAAAUGGAGGGAUGGAGAGCAAUCGAAAAUGCUCAUGCCCUCCCACAUUUCUCGGGUAUCACUGCGAGAUCGACACGAAUCGGACGGUGAGCUCGCGAUUUCAGAGAUAUGGAGAGAAUACGGGUAACGAGUUAUUCUCGCGGGAUAUCUCGGGGACGGUGUUCAGUAUGAUAAUGAUUAUUGUGCUUGUCAUUUCGAUGUAUUUGCUGAUGAAACAUCGAAUGCAGGUUCAGUACCAACAACAGACGGUGCGAGCGCGAAGAGAUCCACUCGGGGUAUUGUUCGGUGGAAAUCCAAGAAGGGCUGUCAAUGAGAGCCAACCAGGUGCCCGGGAACCCCUAUCAACGAUGCAUUUCGUAGCCAUGGGCAUUGAGGGCCCUCCACCUUACAUGGCCGCCGCUCCACAAAGGGCAUCCCGACUCCGCGAAGCAAAUCUUCCACCAUUGCCCAGUUAUGAGGACGCGACAAAAAUUCCGCCACUACGACCAUCGUUGCUUGAAACUCCUCGCAAUGGUCGAUCUCGUCUCACCCGACCGCGAACGAUCCACGAAGCAAUGGAACAGCAAAGAGAGCAACGGACAUCAACGUCAAGAGAGCAAACCGAAGAACGAGAAGGAGAUCAAGAAAAUAGAGAUGGAGUGAUUGGAGAACAGCCAAGUAGUGAUCAGAAUCAAAGCAAUGGAUCUUCUAAUCACUCCAAUGAAAAUGCUCACGAAGAAAUCGAUCACCCUUUGUCCGAUAGUUACUUUAAUCGAUCAAAUCAUAUGCGAAGAAGCAUA